GGGCAGAUACACACCUACGCACUUUUCGGCAAGCAGGAUAUAACACACAUAAGACGAAGUAGACACACACCAACACACGAACGUACAUGAAAAUAAACGUAAAUAUGACGAUACAAUAACACAGAAAGUUGUUUCGAGUAUCUCGCACACUUUCAGUACCAUAUAAAAUACUGAAACGAACAGACGUUUGUUGCCGAACAGCUUUAUAGUGAACAUUAAUUUUCAAUUUCUUUGCAACGUCACUGCGCAUCACUAUCAGCAUCCCCUUUUCUGUAGUGCAAUAAAAGCUACAAGAUAUCAACAAUAUAAAAUCGUUGACCUCGCCAGCCUCCACUAGUCGAGAUUGUGUUACAAUAUUGCCAUCCGUGAAUAGAGAUAAAAAUGUUCAACGUAAACCUAUGUUUAAUCUCUAUUCUGAGAUGCAUUCUAACUUUUCUAAUAUUAAAUCAACCUGUCUUUGGUAACCACACAGAGCCAACCGUCGACAAAACGUCGAACAGAAUAAAAGUAAAUGUGUCUGAAGGGAUAUUAGUCGGCAUCGUCGAGGCAAGCGUUUAUGGCGAUUCUUACAAUGCUUUUCGUGGAAUACCAUAUGCUAAACCUCCAGUGGGUGAUCUCAGAUUUCAAGAUCCGCGACCACCAGAACCAUGGUUCGGCGACAGAGACGCUUCGUUUUACAGAAACGUCUCUCUUCAGAAGGACAUAUUCUGGAACCAUACCAUUGGGGACGAAGACUGUCUCUAUUUGAACGUGUAUACCAACGACAUGAAUCCUUUAAAGAAACGCGCCGUGAUGGUGUGGAUAAAAGGUGUAGGCUUAUGGAAGAAUGAAAUCACCCGAAACUUUAUGGUCCCGAUUAUUUCAUGCGGAAGAAUGUGGUACUCGUUACCCUGAAUUACAGAUUAGGUGUCCUAGGUUUUCUCAAUUUUUAUACAAAAAUGGCGACGGGAAAUCAGGGAUUAAAAGAUGUAGUUAU
Molecule: messenger RNA, 976 nt
Organism: Nylanderia fulva
Lineage: Eukaryota; Metazoa; Arthropoda; Insecta; Hymenoptera; Formicidae
Source: RefSeq, a predicted model, not a curated record